AUGGCAACAGCAGUAACUUCAUCGGUUGCUGCUGUCAUAUCAUCUAUAAUAACAUUGAUGAGAAAGCAAAGUUUCUGUAACAAUUUUGUUCCAUUAAUGGAUUAUAACCAAGAAGAUUCAACAGAUGGUAAUCUUGAAUGGACAGAUAAACCAUUAGCUAAAUAUAUAUUUCGUCUUACUGGUCUUUUAAGUUUUAUUUCAACAUGUAUGAAUACACCAAAAACAUUUGAAUAUCAUCCAUUUCUUCAAUAUACAACAUUUAUCAUUGAUAUAAUUUGUGCAAUUAUAUUAACAAUUGAAGCGGUUGCAAAAAUGAAAAUUCGAGGAAUAUUAAUUGGUAAUUCAUCUUAUUUACAUGAUCUAUGGAAUCAUUUUGACGCUAUUAUGGUUUUAAAUAUCUAUUUUUCUAUUGUCUUACAAAUAUUCGAAUUAAUUGGUAUUAUAAAUAAAUAUUCAUAUCUUACAAUAAUUCGUUCACCACGUCCAUUUAUUUUGAUAAAAGUUCUCAAAACAUUUCUCAAAGUUAAAUUACCUGAAAGUCAAAUUAAAACUAUUCUUCAACGUUCGAGUUCACAAAUUUAUAAUGUAACAGUGUUUUUUCUAUUCUUUAUGAGUUUAUAUGCCAUAUUAGGUGUACAAUUUUUUGGAUCACUUACAUUCCAUUGUGUGAGAAAUGGUACUGAUUUAAAUAAUGUGACACAGUCAGAUUUAAUGAUACCUGAUACAUAUUGUUCGCCAACAAAAGAUGGUUUUCAUUGUCCAGAAAAUUUUACUUGUAAAAAAAUUGAAAUUCAACGAAAUUUACGUGGUUAUAAUGGUUUUGAUGAAUUAGCAACUAGUUUUUUUUCAGUUUAUGAAUCAGCUAGUCAAGAAGGAUGGGUAUUUCUUAUGUAUCGAGCUAUUGAUAGUCUUCCAUCAUGGCGUGCAUUUUUUUAUUUUAUUACAUUAAUUUUUUUUCUUGCAUGGCUCGUCAAAAAUGUAUUUAUUGCCGUUAUUAUUGAAACAUUCGCUGAAAUUCGUGUUCAAUUCCAACAAAUGUGGGGUUCAAGAGGAGCAAUAUCAAACAUUGAAGCAACAAAAAUACUGCAAAAAUCUGAUAAUAGUACAUUAAAAUUAGUUAAUAUUGAUGAAAAUACUAAGAAAGGUGUAGUACCAGCUAUUUUUUUUAAAAUUGUACAAACUCCCGUGUUUACAACAAUUGUCAUGCUUGUUGUACUUGCUAAUACAAUCUUUACAGCAACUAUUAAACAUACACAUAAUGAAAUAAUUGAUAAAAAAAAUCGUGAAUUUUAUCAUAAAAUUGAGACAUUAUUUACGAUAUUUUUUGAUUUGGAAGUACUUUUUAAAAUCGUUUCAAUGGGCUUUAGAAAUUAUAUUCGAAGAUCAACAUUGAAAUUUGAAUUUAUUCUUGCUGUAGGAACAACUCUUCAUUGUUUUCCAUCAUUUUAUCGAAGUGGUUUUACAUAUUUUCAAGUUCUACGUGUCGCUCGUCUACUUAAAUCAAGUCCUUUACUUGAAGAUUUUCUUUAUAAAAUUUUUGGUCCGGGUAGAAAACUUAGUAGUUUAAUUUUAUUUACAAUGUGUUUAUUAUUGAUAACAUCAUCGAUUAGUAUGCAAUUAUUUUGUUUUAUUAAAGGUCUUGAACAAUUUGAAACAUUUCCUCGUGCAUUUAUGUCUAUGUUUCGUAUUGCUAUGAAUGAUGGUUGGACAGAAGUGAUGUAUUCAGCAAUGGACGAAGUUUAUGAAUUUGGAGUAUUCUUUUUAUGUCUCACAGCACUUUUCUUUAUUUUUUUUCAUUUAUUAACUAAUUCGAUUGUACUUUCACUUUUUGUUGCCGUCAUUUUGGACAAUCUUGAACUUGAUGAAGAUAUUAAAAUGAUUAAACAGUUAAAAACACGUCAAGCUAGUGCAGAAAUUCAACAAAAAUUACCAUGGCGUUUACGUGUAUUUGAAAGUUUUCCUGAUCAUCCUCAAAUGGUUGAAUUAUCACGCUUACCACAUGAUUUUAUAAUUCCAAAAGUUCGUGAUAGUUUUAUGCGUCAAUUUCUUAAUCAAGAUGAUAUUUAUUCAUAUUCUCCUGAACUUUCAAUGGAUUUAUAUAAUAAAAAAUAUACAGUUAAAACAUUACAUACGCCAGAAUAUCGAUCAACAGGUGAUACUAUGAAACGAACAGCUGUAAACAAUAUUAUCAGAAAUGCAAGUAAUCAACGUUUAUUAAGUGGUGAUGCUAGUCAAGUACAAUUAGCAAGUACAGCUGAUAAUAAAGUAUCAAUAUUUGUACAACAAAAUAAGAUUCGACUUGAUCGAAAAAAUUCCAUGCGUCGUUCAGGUUAUCGAUCAAAACCAGUAAAUGUUAUACGUGAAAAUGGAGAUAUUGGUGCAUUACAAGGUCGAAAUCAAGAUGAUUAUGAUAUCAAAGUAUUUCAAUAUCGAAAACAACAAGCUGAAUUAAAACGAAAUCAACAGGAAGAAGAUCUUCGUGAAAAUCAUCCAUCUUUUGAUACACCUUUAUUGAUAAUCGCACGUGAAAGUAAUUUUCGAAAAUUUUGUCAAUUUCUUGUUGAAGCUCGUUAUAAUGUUAAAACUAAAGAUUCUCUUGGACAAGAAUUAAAAAUUAGUCAAUAUAAACAAGGACAUAAAUUUCUUGGUUUAGUAACAUAUCUUGAUUGGAUUAUGAUACUUGUAACAAUAUUAUCAACAGUUAGUAUGUCAUUUGAAACACCUGUUAAUCGAGUUGUUGAUCAACCUUUAUUACAAAUAGCCGAAUAUGCAUUUGUUAUUUUUAUGAGUGUUGAAUUAACAUUAAAAAUUUUUGCACAUGGUUUAGUUUUUACACCAAAAGCAUUAAUUCGAGAUAUUGGUGGAGUUAUCGAUGUAGUAGUUUUUUUUAUUGGUUUGAUAUUUCUUUGUUGGUCACCACGAAAAGUUCCAGCGAAUAGUCUUGCUCAAUUUCUUAUGCUUCUUCGAUCAAUACGACCUUUACGAAUUUUUAUUUUGGUACCUGAUAUGAAAAAAGUUGUUUAUGAAGUUUGUCGAGGAUUUAAAGAAAUUCUAUUGGUAUCAAUUUUACUCGUUGUAUUGAUGUUUAUGUUUGCUAUUUAUGGUGUUCAAAUUAUUGGUGGACGAUUAGCUCGUUGUAAUGAUAAAGUUUUUUUUGAUGAUCAAAAAUCAUGUCAUGGAACAUUUUGGAGAAAACUUUCUGUAUCAAAAAUGAAUGUUAGUGGCGAUGAUCCAGUUAUGCUAGUACCUCGUGUAUGGGCUAAUCCACAUAAUUUUAAUUUUGAUUAUAUUGGUAGUGCUAUGUUAGCUCUUUUUGAAGUUCUAUCACUUGAAGGAUGGCUUGAUAUACGUGAUAUUAUUAUGGAACGUAUGGGUCCAGAACAUGUUAUAUUUGUUCAUAUAUUUGUAUUUAUUGGUACAUUAAUUGGUUUAACUCUAUUUGUUGGUGUUGUCAUUGCAAAUUAUUCAGAAAAUAAGGGAACGGCUUUAUUAACAGUUGAUCAACGUCGUUGGAUGGAUUUAAAAGGUCGUAUAAAACUUGCUCAACCAUUACGUGGACCACCUCGACCAGAAAAUAGCAAAUUUCGUUCAUAUGUAUUUGAUAUAACACAAAAUCGAUUAUUUAAAAAAUCUUCUGCUAUACUUGUUCUACUUAAUUGUGCAUUACUUUAUAGACCAUGGAAAGCUAAUGAACCAAUAACACAAAUAUCAGCAUUAAUAUCAUCUUUAUUUACAUUUUUAUUUCUUGUUGAAGCUGUUAUGAAAUGUAUUGCACUUGGUUUUGUUGGUUAUUGGCAAUCACGUAGUAAUCGUUUUGAUUUAUUAGUUACUAUACUUGGUAUUGGUUGGAUUGUAUUAAAUUUUAUUUCUAUUAGCAAGAUUGAACUGCAAGAAUUUAGUAAUACAUUUGGAUUUACUGUCAUUAUACUUCGGUUUUUUACUAUUGCUGGAAAACAUGCAACACUUAAAAUGCUUAUGUUAACUAUUAUUGUAUCAUUCUUUAAAUCAUUUUUUAUUAUUCUUGGUAUGUUUUUACUUAUGUUAGUAUAUGCUUUUGCUGGUGUUAUACUUUUUGGUUGUGUUAAAUUUGGUUCUGAACUUGGACGACAUGUUAAUUUUAAAACAGUAUCUAAUGCAAUUGUUCUAUUAAUGAGAAUUGUUACUGGUGAAGAUUGGAAUAAAAUAAUGCAUGAUUGUAUGGUUGUACCACCACGAUGUACACGUGGUGAUUCCUAUUGGGAAAGUGAUUGUGGAAAUCCAACAGCAUCUAUACUUUAUUUUUGUUCGUUUUAUAUUAUAAUUACUUAUAUUGUAUUAAAUCUUCUUGUAGCUAUUAUUAUGGAAAAUUUUUCAUUAUUCUAUUCAAAUGAAGAAGAUGCAUUACUUAGUUAUACGGAUAUUCGUCAUUUUCAAACAGUUUGGAAUAUGAUUGAUAUAGAACGUAAAGGUAUUAUACCAGUUCGACGUGUAAAAUUUUUAUUAAGAUUACUUCGAGGAAGAUUAGAAGUGGAUGCCGAAAAACUCUAUAAAUAUAUGUGUUAUGAAAUUGAAAAAUUAAAUAAUGGUAAUGAUGUAACAUUUCAUGAUGUACUUAAUAUGUUAGCGUAUCGUUCGGUUGAUAUUCGUAAAUCGUUACAAUUCGAAGAAUUACUUGCUCGUGAAGAACUUGAAUAUUUAAUUGAAGAAGAAGUAGCAAAAUUAACAAUACGUAAUUGGCUUAAUAAAUGUUUAAAACGUAUUAAGGCAAAAGUUCAAACAAAUGUUAUUAAAAAUUUACAACGUAGUAAUGAAUUAGCAUUUUUUCGUGAAGCACAAGCAAUGACAGCAAAUGAAUCAUUAAAAAGAACAACAGAUAAUGUGAGCAGUGAUGAAGAACGACGAAUAAAAAAUCUUGACGAUCAACAACAACAACAAAUACAAAAAGAUGUUGUCAAAAACGAACUUGAUAGAGCAACUACAUUACCAACACCUUCAAAUGAUGUCACUGUAAAUUCAAACUAUCGUACACCAGGAGGUAUACAUGAUACAUCUAUUGAAUUUAAAGAAGCACGACGACCAAUGCCACAACAAUUACAACAAAAUAUGAAUCUGACUUUAAGUGGUGAUGAAUCUUAUCCAUGGUGUUCAUGGCAAACAAGUAAUUUUAAUCAUGAACGAAAAGAUGUUGAAUCAUGGUGGGCUAAUCAAUUUCAAAUGUCAACUUAA
Rotaria sp. Silwood1 is the source of this 5205-nucleotide messenger RNA. The record is from the annotation of a GenBank genome assembly. NCBI's taxonomy places the organism in Eukaryota, Metazoa, Rotifera, Eurotatoria, Philodinida, Philodinidae.